Molecule: messenger RNA, 198 nt
Organism: Entrophospora candida
Lineage: Eukaryota; Fungi; Glomeromycota; Glomeromycetes; Entrophosporales; Entrophosporaceae
Source: the annotation of a GenBank genome assembly
AUGAGACGACUAAAAAGGAAUAGAACUCAACAACCAAUAAUAAACACAUUAAUAAAUCCCCUUUCUGUCACGGUACCUAAUAUUUUGGUAGAUGAGGUGGUAGAAUUCCCUUUUGAAAGUGAUUCUCCUGUUUUGCAAGAACGAACUCAAAGAAUCGUUGAACCAGAAUAUCUUCAACUUAAACAACAGAGAUGUUGA